AUGGCGGAUAUCAGGACGAUCACCGGCAGGAAAGGUGACAUAUACUCUACGAAACUCGGCUCAGCUUCUUGGUACUUCUAUGAUCGAUCCGGGUCUCUUGUAUCACAGCUUUUCAUUCUAGAUGACGUGGGUGAUGCCACUGCCAACGCCAACGACAUGCUGACUGCUGGUGUACAUUGUGACAUCAAGCCUGAGAAUGUUCUGUUUGAUGACAAUUUCACUGCAAAGGUAUCUGACUUUGGUCUUGCCAAACUGAUGAGCAGAGAGCAAAGCCACGCCUUCACGAUGCUGAGAGGCACCCGAGGCUAUCUUGCGCCGGAGUGGAUCACCAACCGCGCCGUCUCAGAGAAGUGUGACGUCUAUAGCUAUGGGAUGGUCCUGCUCGAAAUAAUUAGUGGGAGGAGGAACUUUGAUCCCAUGGAGGACUCGGAGAAAGCCCAUUUCCCACCCUUUGCGUUCAAGAAGAUGGAGGAAGGUGAUCUUCGUAGUAUCUUCGAUGCCAAGCUCAAUUAUGAUGGAGAUGAUGAUCGGAUGGAUAUAGCGAUCAAGGUUGCUAUGUGGUGCAUCCAAGAAGAUUUCCACCAGAGACCUGCCAUGUCAAAAGUUGUCCAGAUGCUUGAAGGGGUAUGUGACGUGCCCCAUCCACCGACAUCCUCGCGAACUGUAUCCAUACUCCAUGAGACAGCUUACAAACCGAGUAGUGCGUUACCUUCAGCCGUGCAGCUCUCUCAAGCUAGAUGA
Messenger RNA from Triticum dicoccoides, 741 nucleotides. Its product is annotated as G-type lectin S-receptor-like serine/threonine-protein kinase SD2-5. NCBI's taxonomy places the organism in Eukaryota, Viridiplantae, Streptophyta, Magnoliopsida, Poales, Poaceae. The transcript is spliced from 2 exons. Gene Ontology annotation, biological process: protein phosphorylation. The coding region runs from base 1 to 741 and encodes 246 amino acids. The record is from RefSeq and is a predicted model, not a curated record. Gene Ontology annotation, molecular function: protein kinase activity; ATP binding.